CUAAGCGCUGUCAAAUACAUUAAUACUUCAUAUAAAUCGAAGUGAAGGUAAAACAACCAAAGAAUUAAAAUGUGGAAAUUAGUUCGACUUAGAUGCUUGGGAUUGUUAGUGCUAAUAUUUUUAACCGCUGCGAAUCUUCUGUGGACACUUUGUUUACUUGAAGCGAAAACGCGAUCGCAAUAUAUCAAUAAGUCGUCAAAUAGAAUAACUAAAACGUUAGUUGCAUUUGAAAGACCGUCCGAGAACAUAGCAUCUUCGAUUAAUAAAACAACAUUUCCAAAAGUAUCGGAGCAUAAUUUUAGGCUUGCGUUUGAUAAUAUAAGCUUUGAUACCGGAAGAUGGGACAAUCAUCGCCUUUACAAAAUGUAUGAUUUUGCCUUGGUUGGAGAUAAAUUUAUAAAAGCCUCACGCGAAAACAUUGUGUGCUUAGCAACACAAAGCUCUGUGGAACGUUUAUAUUCAUUAACUCAAGUAGCUUAUCAAUGGAACGGUCCGAUAUCCACUGCCGUUUACGUUGCUGGAAAUGAGGAGUUUUCUAUUUUAAAAUACUUUGUAUCAUAUAUGCGACUCUGCUUUUCAUUCAUACGUGAUAACGUUGCAUUUCACAUUGCUGUCCCAUAUAAUAAGGAACCAACACACGAACAUAUCCCAAAUCUUAUAAAAAGCUUUGAUUGUCAAUACCCUGAACAAACACUCCGCCAUUUACUCAAAAUACGUAGUCCUGACACAAUACGCUGGCGACUAAAAAACGAGUAUCCUCAAAACCACUUACGCAAUCUAGCAAGAAAAGGAUGCCAAAAUAAAUAUGUAUUUUUAACCGAUAUUGAUAUAAUUCCAAGUGGGAAUAUGGUCUCGCUACUAAAUAAUUUUCUUCCUUCAGCGAAAUGCAGCUAUCGAUGUGCGUAUGUUAUUCCAACUUUUGAAAUAGACAACAGAGCAAAGUUUCCGGUUUCGAAGCCGGAACUUAUGCGCCUUUAUCGAAAAGGUCUCGCACGUCCAUUUCACGAAAAAGUGUUUAUUUAUAACCAAUAUGCAACCAACUUUUCCAUUUGGCUUACAAAUUCUUCAACUGAAGAUGAACGUCCUCAUAUAAGUCACGUUGUAACAAAUUUUGAGUUUUUAUACGAACCUUUUUAUGUCGCCUUUGACGACGUUCCGGCGCAUGAUGAGAGGUUCAUAGGUUAUGGGUUUACCCGAAAUUCGCAGGUUUAUGAAAUGUAUAUUGCUGGGUAUACAUUUUUUGUACUAUCACCUAUUUUUACCUGUCAUUGGGGCUUACAACAAAAAAAGGCGCGGCCUGUUUGGCGCGAACAGCAAAAUAAUAUAAAUCGAAAACGUUUUGAGGUCUUCAAACAUGAAAUUCUGGCGCGAUACAAAAAAAAGAAAACGUAAAAAUAGAGGUCACGAAUAUUUCACAAAAAACGGCAGAAGCCCUGAUAAAAUAAACCAUUAUAAAUUAAAUUUAUUGGUAUUGAAUUUUUAAUAAACAACGGUACAAAGCCAAAUAA
This is a messenger RNA of Anastrepha obliqua, 1508 nucleotides long. Its product is annotated as beta-1,4-glucuronyltransferase 1. The record is from RefSeq and is a predicted model, not a curated record. The transcript is spliced from 4 exons. Gene Ontology annotation, molecular function: glucuronosyltransferase activity. Bases 70 to 1392 code for a protein of 440 amino acids. NCBI's taxonomy places the organism in Eukaryota, Metazoa, Arthropoda, Insecta, Diptera, Tephritidae.